Molecule: messenger RNA, 711 nt
Organism: Parastagonospora nodorum SN15
Lineage: Eukaryota; Fungi; Ascomycota; Dothideomycetes; Pleosporales; Phaeosphaeriaceae
Exons: 1
Coding region: 1-711 (236 amino acids)
Source: RefSeq, a predicted model, not a curated record
AUGUUGUCUAGAAAGUGCCCAGUAGCUGGGAAGCUCAUACUACCUCACACUGUUAGUAGCUCUAAGGACGAUGGGGAUCAAAUCUGUGUAGAACCACUCUUCCAAUCUGAGCUGCCAACCAGAGGCCAAGUGAAGCACAACCUUGCCACGAAGGAUUUGCUUACUGAGAUAUUCGAGGAACGUAAAGAAGGGUUCGAGGACAUGGGCAACAAUUUCGAGGCGGGAUACAUGAACCGCUUUUCCGCCAUGGCAAUUGAGCUUCAUGCGGAAGGAUGGUUUGCAAACAACGACAUAUCUGUGUGCCACCUGGACUUUGAACCUCGAAACAUUCUCAUCGACAUCACUAAGGAUGCUCCACAGCCGAUCAUCAGUGGCAUCUUGGACUGGGACAGUGCUGCCCUGGCCCCGAGCUUUAUGUCGUGCAAGCCACCGCUUUGGAUUUGGGCCUGGGCAGACGAUGAGGACGAGGACGAACGGACAGCUAAUGACGAACCGCCCAACGAAGAAGGAAGGGUUUUGAAGCGGACUUUUGAACAAGCCGCGGGACCGGAAUUCGCUGGUUACGCGUAUCCCUCUGCAUAUAGACUAGCCCGGCGGCUUCUACGAUUCGCCAUGGAUGAGAUGAGGUCGACUGAAGAUUUCAACGAAGCAGAUGCGAUGCUUGAAGAAUGGGCGGAAUUACGGAAGUCCUCGGCCAUCGUAGACACUUGA